Glycine soja is the source of this 1913-nucleotide messenger RNA. RefSeq lists its product as uncharacterized. The transcript has a single exon. The record is from RefSeq and is a predicted model, not a curated record. NCBI's taxonomy places the organism in Eukaryota, Viridiplantae, Streptophyta, Magnoliopsida, Fabales, Fabaceae. The coding region runs from base 61 to 1299 and encodes 412 amino acids.
GAAAGAGAAAAAAACAAAGACACUAUCAGUUAUCACUACUCUUCUAUCAAUAAAACCGCAAUGGUAGACGUGGACCGGAGGAUGACCGGUCUAAACCCGGCCCACAUAGCCGGUUUACGCCGUUUAUCGGCCCGAGCAGCAGCAGCUCCGUCCGUCCCGGUCCGUAACGGCGUCGUCUCAUUCGCUUCCUUAGCAGACAAGGUCAUAAACCACCUUCGCGACUCAGGCAUACACGUGCAGCAUGGUCUCUCCGACGCGGAGUUCGCACGUGCCGAGGCUGAGUUCGGGUUCGUGUUCCCGCCGGACCUCCGCGCCGUCCUCGCCGCCGGUCUUCCCGUCGGUCCGGGAUUCCCUGACUGGCGCUCCGGCGGCGCGCGGCUGCACCUGCGCGCGUCGCUGGACCUUCCGAUCGCGGCGAUUUCGUUCCAGAUCGCGCGGAACGCGGUGUGGUCGAAGUCGUGGGGUCCGCGACCGUGCGAGCCGGAGAAGGCGCUGCGAGUGGCGCGGAACGCGCUGAAGAGAGCGCCGCUGCUGAUUCCAAUCUUCAACCAUUGCUACAUUCCUUCCAAUCCCUCACUCGCUGGAAACCCUAUCUUCUUCGUCGACGAGAGCAGAAUCUUCUGCUGCGGCUUAGAUCUCUCCGAUUUCUUCGACCGCGAGUCGCUCUUCCGUAGUUCCGAAGCCGAUCCUAUACUUCUCAAGAAGCAGCGAUCCGUCAGCGAGAAAACCGCCGGCGUUUCCGUCUCCGCCGCGUUCUCGCGGCGGAGCCUCGACUCCGGCGAGAGGACGCCGCGGUGGGUGGAGUUCUGGUCCGACGCCGCCACGGAUAAGCGGAGGAGGAACUCCUCAUCGUCGUCGUCGUCGUCGUUGUCGGCGUCGUCGUCGCCGGAGAGGUUUUUCGAGAUGCCGCGGAGUAAGGUCCCUGGCUGGGUGGAAGAAUACAUAGGGAAAAUAGGGUCGGUUUUGAAAGCGGGUGGGUGGGGCGAAUCGGAUAUAAACGAAAUGGUUGAGGUUUCAGCUUCUGGAUUCUUCGAGGGAGAGAUGGUGGUGUUGGAUAAUCAAGCGCUGUUGGAUGCUCUGCUUUUGAAAGCGGAUAAGUUUUCAGAUUCGCUCAGAAAAGCUGGGUGGAGCUCCGAAGAGGUAUCCGAAGCUUUGGGGUUUGAUUUUCGACCCGAGAAGGAACGGAAACCGGCUAAGAAGCUGUCACCUCAACUCGCCGAGAGAAUCGAGAAACUGGCUCAGUCGGUUUCCCGGUCAAGACAUGAUAACUUGGGAAAAGGAAACUGGAUGAAUGAAUGAAAGAAUUUACCUACACUUAAUUUAUUUUGAAGGUCUUGCUUUUCCCUCUUUUGGGUUUUAAACGAUGAGGAAUUGGGGAAACAAAGUGCACAAAAUAGAUCAAAGAGGUUUAAAAUUACUUCAUGUUGAUGAUAAUAAAAUGAUGAACCGUUAAGAAGUCGUGUACAGUAAAAUGAAUAAUAUCCCAGCCAGCCAAAGGUUGCAUUUAUGAUUUUCUUUUCUUUACUAAGCUAGCUGGUUAUGUUAUGUUAUGGCUCAUGGUUCUAAAUGGCCACCACGGGUGCACGUGUGACCUCACUCACUUGUACGUGUUUUGAAUAGUUUUAAUUGAGAGGUGUGAGACAGUGCAGCAUGGCAUCGUAGCCAUCCAAUGCCAGGAAAGCAAAGGCUGGUGGCGUCGUUUUACUCUCAUUGCUUGAGGCGGUGUCGUUUUAUUUAGCACAGCGUGCGUAACUAGGGUAGGAAAGGAAUGAAAAUGAAAGUCUCACGUAUGUAUGUAUGUAUGAUAGGAUUACUACUAUUUAGGAGCACUGAGUGUGUGUGUGUGCGAGAAAGCCCAAAGGUCUCAUCUUUUCAGUAUAAUUUGAAUUUCAGUGUCGUUUGGCUUCUUUUUA